CUGGAAAUGAAAGUGAAGAGAUCAGGAGGCACAUGGAGGGAGCUGCAGGGGCAGCCGGCCCAGAAGCAGAAUGCUUCCUUCUGUAAUUAAAUAGCAUUUACUAUGAUUAUUACUUAUAGUAAUAAUAUCUAAUAAUAUCUCUAGUAAUAUCAUACAAUUUAUCAAGGAAAGUUAUACAUAGUGUGGGGGGGAAACUCAAGCAGAGAGACUAUAAUGGAGAGACAGAAAAGAAAAGAAGAAAUAGAAAAAGGACUUCAAUUCAUUCAGUCUACAUUGCCCCUAAGCCAAGAAGAUUAUGAGGCCUUUUUGCAGAAGCUGGUGCGGAACCUGUUUGUGGAAGGCAAUGACCUGUUCCGAGAGAGAGACUUCAAGUUGGCACUGGUACAGUAUGUGGAAGGGCUGAACGUGGCAGACUAUGCCGCCUCAGAUGAGGUCACCAUCCCAGUAGAGCUCCUGUGCAAGUUGCAUGUCAACCGGGCUGCCUGCUACUUUGCCAUGGGCUUGUAUGAGAAAGCUCUGGAAGACAGUGAGAAGGCUCUAGCUCUUGACAAGGAGAACAUCCGAGCACUUUUCCGGAAAGCUCGCUCCUUGAAUGAGCUGGGGAGGCACAAGGAAGCAUAUGAGUGUAACAGUCGCUGUCUGCUCUCCCUCCCACAUGAUGAAAGUGUCACACAGCUUGGUCAGGAGCUUGCGCAGAAACUGGGAUUAAGGGUUCGGAAAGCCUAUAAGAGGCCUCAGCAGGAAUUGGAAACCUUCUCUCUACUCAGUAAUGGCACAUCAGUCAACUUAUCCAAUCAGACAACUUCCAAUGGAUUGGGUUCUAUAGAGGACAUUGAAACAGAGUGCUCCAUGGACCUGCAGUGCAUUCCUGCUCCCGUUGCCACUUCCAUCCCUGUGAGUGAGGGGUUGGCCCUUUCACCCUCUGACUUGGAUGUAAAGGGCCUACCCACCUCUCUUCCUGCUGCCAGCCUGCUCCCUUCUCCAGACUGUGUCUCCCUGCCAGUGCCUGAGAGUGUGGAGGACUUCACAGAUGGGGAGAUCAUUGGGGAAGAACUGGACUCUCUCCUGGAUUCCAUUGCUGAUGGGUCACAGUAUCCUCUAUCCCUGGUCCAAGGAACCAUCCCCACCAACCUGCCUACUGAGAUGCCACAGCUGAUCCCUGUGUUUCCGGGUGGAACGCCGCUGCUGCCCCCUGUGGUGACAGGAAAUAUACCAGUCUCCACACCACUGCCACCUGCCUCCUUUGGCCUGGUGAUGGAUCCUACCAAGCAGCUCUCCUCCUCCUCUGUCCUGGAUGCCUUUGAGCCACCACCACCAGGGGGAAGUGGUGGCUCCACUCUGGAUUCUCUGGAUUCGCUAGAUCUACUCCCAUACCCCGAGUCACAACUCGAUGCACUGGAUACCUUUGGGACUAGCAGGGGUUCAUUGGACGCCUUGGAUUCCUUUGCCAUCGAAGAAACUGGCACUCAGGAACUGCGACACCCUGCUGGCAACCAGACGCCAUCUCCUGUGGUCAACCUCAUUGGGGUAAGUCACCCUGCUGUACCCAAGGUGCCUGGGCUCCUGCUGUCUCAGGCAGAGUCAGCAAUGCCCAAUACAGCCCUGCUCGUGAAGAACCCACUUGCAUCCACUCACCUCUUCAAACAAGCCUGCCACAUCUGCUACCCCAAAACAGGCCCUAAAGCCGGAGAUUACACGUACCGGGAAGGUCUGGAGCACAAGUGCAAGCGAGAUAUACUGCUGGGGAGACUGCGAAACUCUGAAGAUAAGACGUGGAAGAGGAUCCGACCUCGCCCCACCAAAACCAACUUUGUAGGAUCCUAUUACCUGUGCAAAGAUAUGCUUAACAAGCAGGACUGUAAGUACGGGGAUAACUGCACCUUCGCGUACCACCAGGAGGAGAUCGACGUGUGGACAGAGGAAAGGAAGGGUACCCUCAAUCGCGACCUCCUCUUUGACCCGCUAGGUGGCCUCAAGCGGGGCAGCCUAACCAUUGCCAAGCUCCUGAAGGAACACCAGGGCAUCUUCACCUUCCUAUGCGAGAUCUGCUUUGACAGCAAACCCCGCAUCAUCAGCAAAGGGACCAAGGACUCUCCAGCUGUCUGCUCCAAUCUUGCUGCCAAACACACCUUCCAUGACAACAAGUGUUUGGUUCACAUUGUGCGUUCCACUUCCCUGAAAUACUCUAAGAUCCGCCAGUUCCAGGAGCACUUCCAGUUUGAUGUGUGUCGGCAUGAGGUGCGUUACGGCUGCUUGCGUGAAGAUAGUUGCCACUUUGCUCACAGCUUCAUUGAGCUCAAGGUCUGGCUGCUGCAGCAGUAUUCAGGAAUGACCCAUGAAGAUAUUGUGCAAGAAUCCAAAAAGUACUGGCAGCAGAUGGAGGCACAUGCCAGCAAACCAGCAAACAGCAUGGCUUCCAGUCGGUCUCCAAUAUCAAGUACCUUUGACCUCCAGAUGAAAUUUGUUUGUGGCCAGUGCUGGAGGAAUGGACAGGUGGUGGAGCCAGAUAAAGACCUCAAAUACUGCAAUGCCAAAGCACGUCACUGUUGGACAAAGGAGCGUCGCGUCCUGCUGGUGAUGUCCAAAGCAAAGAAGAAGUGGGUGUCUGUCCGACCACUGCCUUCCAUCCGUAACUUCCCACAGCAAUACGAUCUGUGUAUCCAUGCGCAAAAUGGCAGGAAGUGCCAGUAUGUUGGGAACUGCUCUUUUGCCCAUAGCCCUGAGGAGAGAGACAUGUGGACCUUCAUGAAAGAAAAUAAAAUCUUGGAUAUGCAGCAGACUUAUGACAUGUGGCUAAAGAAACACAACCCCGGGAAGCCAGGAGAGGGGACUCCGCUCACAUCACGGGAAGGGGAGAAGCAGAUCCAGAUGCCCACAGACUACGCUGACAUCAUGAUGGGUUACCACUGCUGGCUGUGCGGAAAGAACAGUAACAGCAAGAAGCAAUGGCAACAGCACAUCCAGUCAGAGAAGCACAAGGAAAAGGUUUUCACCUCUGAUAAUGACUCCAGCUGCUGGAACUACCGCUUCCCCAUGGGUGAAUUCCGGCUCUGUGAAAGGUUCCAGAAGACCAAGACCUGCCCUGACGGGGACAAGUGCCGCUAUGCUCAUGGCCAGGAUGAGCUGAACGAGUGGCUGGAUCGGAGGGAGGUACUGAAACAGAAACUGGCCAAAGCCCGCAAAGACAUGCUGCUUUGCCCCAGGGAUGAUGACUUUGGCAAAUACAACUUCCUAUUGAGGGAUGACGUAUAGUGGAGGGAUAGGGAACCCAUUGACUGGAGAAACACAGAGGCAGGUUUUCAAAGGGUGGCUGUGGCAAAGAGUUCAAGAUACGUGUCUCAUAAAGAGAACUUUUUUUUUCAUUUUGUUUUAAGAUUACCAAGGUGAUUUAUUGGUGAAUGAAAUCACAGACUGAUUCAUCUUUGGCCAGCGAAUGCCAUGCUCAUAACAUUUGUUUUCUGUCUUUCUUAUUUUAAUUCUCUUUCCCCAUCCUUUUUUUUUAAUUUUUAUUUAAAGGAACAACUGCUGUCCCCAGUGGGGCAUGAGAGAGAGAGAGAGAAUCAUGUUGUUAAGAUUCCCCUGUCCUCAGAUUCCAAACUUGGCUGCCUUGUUUUAUGGGACAUCACAACAUAAUGAAUACAAAUAUGGAGGAAAAGCCAAGCAAGGGGUCAGGGUUCUUGGAACAAGCAUGCCUGUAAAGUUACAUAUGCCCCUUAUUCUCAGUAUCAUGAGUUAGCUUCCAACUAUCUCCUUUGACUGGCAUGCAAAUGUGGAAGAACUGUACCAAAACAGCUGUAGUAGAGACUCAGAUAAGAAUUGCCUUAAAGUCCAUUUGGCUUAAAACAUCUGGACUGAGCUCCUACUCCUGGGUGAUGGUGAAGGAACAAAAUUAGAUCCUUAGUCUUCCCCAGAGACACGCCUGACAGCUGAAGAGCGUAAUGGGUGUCUCACUCCCUAGCUGACUUGUGUCUGGGAAGUACUUUUGGCAGUUUGAAAGCAGUCAUAGGUGAUUGUUUCCCAUUGUGAUUGAUUGUAGCCAAAGAGAGAAUGGGUAAUGGAUUGUUUGAUGUCUUUUUCAUGAACCAAAAAAAUAUCAGAUGUUUCUUAAACUGGUAUGACUGCACACAUAAGAUCAGCCAGAGAAGGGAAAGUAACUGUUUUUUUGCCCUUUGGCUAUGGAAAGUCAGUCAGCUUCUCCCCUCAGGGGGGUUUACCUCUUUAAAUGGUGUAACCUAAUUAAUUGCUUGGGUACUAGUCCUGUCUGUAAAGACUGAAGGCUCUGUCAAAAGAAGCAGGCCAAAAGUCAAUUAAGCGGACAUUAUUAAGUAGUACAGGCCCAAAGUUUAGGGUGUUACUUAGUGUUUUAGUGAAACAAUAUGAUUAGAAGUGAUUUCAUGGGUUCUGUGACAUUUGGAGCUAGCACUAUUCUCUGAUAUAUAUUGUGGCUACUGAGAGGGGAUCCGUGAGUGGGGCUAAAGCAUGCUGUACUUCUCCAAGGAAGGGCAUGGCCUCAUGUCUUUCAUACAGGGAUGCAUUAAGGAAAAGGCUGCAAGGGGCUGUAGUGUCUGCUGUGUCACUUGUAUGCUGGCCUCUUUAGAAUAGUGGUGAGGACUUGAUGAAGUUCACAUCUCUGACACUGGUAUGAUAUAAAUUAUGUUAGAAAGUUAAUCAAGCUCAAAUGGACGAACCUAGUUCGCUGACAGAUAAGCAUGAACUGUAGUGGAGAGUAAUCCCUCCUACGUAACUCCCCUGGGUCAGGAUUUCAGUAUUUAUAAUGGCAGUGGUGAGCUUCUGACAGAAUGGGGAUAUACCAGUAGACUGAUGCUUUGCUGGUGGCCAACUUGGUGCCUUGCCCUAUUCCAUCUGGACCUGGUGAGUGGGUGUAUCAGUAUCUGCAUGGUUUGUACUGAGCUUCCCUGUCCAUCACUUUCUUCAGUCUACACAUGCAUGUGAUGCAUCUAGACAGCAGCAUUGGUUCCAGAGCACUCUGCCUCUACCUUCUUGAGAGAAAUGUCUUGUUCUUUACAGUGUCUUACAGGAUUAUUAUACCAAUGAGAAGUCAGAGCCCUGUCUGGUGUGGUAUCUGCGCUGAAUGGAUAAUAAGUAAAACAUGGCUGUACAUUGCAUGGUGCUGGGUGCCAUUUUCAUUACACCUUCCUUCCCACUCUAGUAACACUUGUGUCUGUGGCUGAGAGAGAUCACGUAGAUGUAAAUAUAUGGGAAAUAUUGAAUUGGCAGCUGGCAUCUUUAUAAACUCUUGUAGAGGCAGCUAGCUCAUAGUGGUUGCAGUACCAGAAAUGGGAACAAGGAGACCUAGAUUCUGGUCUUUCCAUUCUCCCUCUGCUACUCACUGGUCCUGGAGAAGCUGCUAGCCGUCAUUUUUCUUACUUGUAAAACUGAGGUAAUGCUUUACCAGGUAUGAGACCUAAUUUGCUAAUGCCUGCACAAUGCUGCGAGAUCCUUGCAUGCCAGGGCACUGGAAGUGCAUAGCCUGUUUAGGAUGAGUGCUUUAUGAUAGAGCUUGGAGAAGAGGGAAUCUUUUCACCAUUGCUGCCCACUCCUCCCCGCACCAGAGUGAAGGGAGCUGGGGAGCUCCUGCCUCUAGUGCUCGCUCACCCCUGCCCCAUGGUCCCAUGGGGCAUUGCAGUUUUUUGGGUGGGUGGGCAGACGCUGUAUUUCUUCUGAUCUUUUUCUAGCUGCCCUAUCCUUGCCUUCCCAAUGUGUGUUCAGCAGCCACACCACCCACAGGAUUUACCAAAACCAGAGAAGUGAGCAUCAGUCCGCAGAAUUGUACCCUAUUUUAGGCAAUGGGGAAAUUAAUUAGCAUUGGGGAAUGCUGGUAAGCAUUUUUGUUAAAACCAAAUCUGCAUUUAUAGUGUAACUCUAGUGUUCGCUGUGCCAUGAUUUAAGAUAAGAUGAUCAUUUAUUUAGAUUAUGGAGGGGAAUGAUAAACAACUCCCCAUCUCUUUAAUCAGAAAAUAACUGCUCUGCACACCCUCCUCUCCAAACUGAUAGUGUUCCCGGGGCCUGUUAUGAAGGGGGCAAAGGGAGGAAGUGUGUUGGGGGGGACGUGGUCACAGGUGCUGCAUUGAGUAUCUAUUUUUGUUUUCCCUGAUAUGAUAACCUGAUAUGUGGUGUUGCAGUAUUUUGUCACCAGACUUGUUUUAGUGUGUAUAUAUGUGACCCACCCCCGUGAAAGCAUAUAUACACAGGUAUUAAAUAUAUCACUCUAUAUAAUAUUAUAUGUGUGUGGUAUCAAAGGAAUCUUUUUAAUGAGGGUAAUGGAAAAGGACUCGGGCCAAGAAAUGCAGCAUCUCCUAUUUAAGUGUAAUUGCCUUUGUUUUGGAAGGGGGCACAUAAAAAAGGAAGGGAGGGUUUAAUAUAGACAGGUAUAAAGUUCUGGAUAGAACAGGUUUCUCUUAUACUUCUGAAAACCCUCUGGUGAUAUUCUGACAAUCUCAUCUCUGUGAAAGAGUAUUGAAGUGCUUAACUAGUGAGUGAACUAUCAAGGGCAAGAGGCUCCAGAUUUGAACCCUCAUUUUAUUUUCCUUACAGCUCUUUUUAAAAGUUCAUGGGAUCUUUGGGUAUGUAAAUUCAUCCUGCCAAAAAUACUCAGCACUGGCAGCACAACAAUUAACCUGUAGGCCUCCAUGGUGUCAUUGCAUUGCUUUUGGAGCACACUCAACCAAGCUCUCAUGAAAGACCUUGCAAUAACAGGCUAGCCUCUCCGUUUAUGUGGUGUGGGAGCUAAGAGGAGAAUUUUCACCAAGGAAACCACUUUGAGGGGUGUUAACAAAAGAGAUUUUUUUUUUUAAAUAAAUAAAGAAAAAAGGAUAAGGAAAAAAAAAUAUCCUUUAAGCACACAAACACACAGUAUUUGAUUUAAAUCAGUUUGUUAAAUACUAAAGGAUUUAGUGAAAAUCCUUUGGGUCAAGGGAAGGAUUGAUGUGAAGCUGGUGUCAGAGUUAACCAGACCUUUAAAGAAAAAUCAUAUAUUUAGAUUGUAUGAAAUCAUGCGUCAAAAAUGUAUGGGCCCUUAGCAUGUAAAAGGGAAAGAAAGCAAGGGGAUGCUUCAGUUCUAAGCUGGAUAGUAAUGAGUUAGAGUCCUUUAAAUUGUCUUUGUAUUAAUAUAAUUCAAGAAUACCACGCUUUACUAUUAAAAAGAAAACCUUAGUAUCUUUCAAAAGAUCUAGUACCAGGAUAAUAAUGUAGACGUUUUAACAACAUUUUUGUUUUGUUCUUAAUAAAAACAAACAAACUUGCUUCUUUUAGCCUUUGUAAUAGAAAAUAAAAGUGUGCACUUUAAACCCUC
Messenger RNA from Alligator mississippiensis (American alligator), 7312 nucleotides. It is a transcript of the gene ZC3H7B, whose product is annotated as zinc finger CCCH-type containing 7B. NCBI's taxonomy places the organism in Eukaryota, Metazoa, Chordata, Crocodylia, Alligatoridae. Gene Ontology annotation, molecular function: miRNA binding; metal ion binding; protein binding. Gene Ontology annotation, biological process: miRNA processing. Bases 214 to 3252 code for a protein of 1012 amino acids. The transcript has 23 exons. The record is from RefSeq and is a predicted model, not a curated record.